AUGUCUAAAAAUUCUUUAACAUUUACAUUGCCUAAAACGCAUAUUUCUCGUUUCAUAUUCCUUUGCUUUAUCGGCGUUUUUUACUAUGCGCUUUGCCAAAACGCAUUGUCUGGCGAUUUUAAAGGUCGGUUUGUAACACCACUUCCUGUAAGGAAAACUCCCAAAAUUUCAGAGGAAAUAAAGAUUGUUGAAAUGAAGAAUGGAAGAUAUCUCAACGAGUCAUGCGACAUCGAAUUUGGGAAGCCAUUGGAAAGCGCUCUCCUGAAAUACAUCAACUCUUCGGCUGUAUUCGAAUGCGAACCGAAGCGAAUAGUCCAAACGGCACUCCGAGAGGGUCUCCUCGAUAUCCGAGAACCGGCGUUUAGCGAGUUGGGAGAGUGGAGCUAUAGGUAAGAUGCGAUUUACUAUGGUCUUUUACUGCUCGGCACAAAAAGUUUUGAGAGUUUGCGCAGUCGGUUUUAAUGCGACACAAUUCACUUUCUCUGCGGCGAUGCGAUUUUCGCUGCGACACAGUCCCUAUUAAAUAUUUUCCUGACCGACUGAUAGCAGGAGUUAUUUUAUUGUUUUCAGAUGCAUUAAGCCUAUCAGCAUGGCUGGCAUUUCCGCUGAAGAGUGGACAAGAAUUGUGAAGCCCAAAGGAACUGAGAUUCCCUGUGAUGUGGUCGAAGUUAAAGCGGAAUCAAUGGGAUUGCGAACCUACGGAUACGUCCACGUUCAAGUUGUCAAACAGUAAGCUCAACAAUCGAACUUUAUGAAAACUCUAUCAUUCUGUCGGGAAAAUAAUGAGCACUCUGUCGCUGCGCCAAUCAAGUCGCUUAAGUGAAAAGUAACUUGAUUUUGCCACGACACAAUUCGUUUUUUCGGCGGCAAUACAAUUUUUGAUGCAACAGAACUCUCUCUAUUUUCCCGACAGGCUGUAAGUAAGUCGGAGGGAACUGGAGUAGCUGCAAGAUUUCAGAAACAGCCAGAGAAAGAGUUCGAAAGAAGCCCCGAGCGUUCACAUCAUCCUUCUGGAUACAGUCUCCUUCCCCAAUUACAUGCGGUCGAUGACAAAGACUCGACAAGUCUUAACGGAGAAUUUAGAAGCAGUUUCCUUCCCCUUCUUGAACAAAGUCGCCAUCGGAAGCACUCCCAACGCCAUGGCACUUCUUUUUGGUAAAAAUUCCUUCAGCGCGCUGCUUUAGGCCGCAUCUGCAGGAAAUGUAGAUAUCACUGUGUCGGGGAAAUAAUGAGCAUAAUGUCGCCGUGCCAAUCGCGUCGCUAAAGUGAAGAGCAAUUCAGAUUUUCCAAAAAUGCAUUUUCUGCGAUUAUUUUCGGUCCGACAGACUGCUGAUUAUUUUCCCGACCGACUGGUAUGAUAGCACGACUUUCAUUGUUACGUUCCAGGACUUCAACCGGUCGAUGUUGAGGAGACUGUGUGGGGACCCGGUAUACCCAAACCAAAUGUCGUCAGACCGUUCCUGCUUUCCAAGUUCAAGCAGCGCAACUAUCGCACUUUGUUGGCCGAAGACGACGCAUACAUCUACGGAUGUAGGCGAGAGUGUUCUGCAACUCAGGAGCUACCCGACCACGGGCUAAAGUGAGUAAAGAUAAGAAAGUUGGAGACUUUAUCCGAGUUCGCAUAACUGCAUGCCGGAUUCGGCGAAGAAAGCCCGAUUUAAUCGGAGAAGCGAUGAACUAGGCUGAUAUGAAAUCAUCGUUCUUAUAAAUUCUCGUAUUGUUGAAAACGCCCAAAAAAUGCGAAAAUUUCCCCACCAAUUUUAGUGCCUACGGACGAAGAAGCGGGUUUUACGAUGUGUCGCGGCCAGAUCUCUACUACUUCGACCACGCCAACAGUCGGCAAACGUUCAGUGAGCAUUUUGACGGCUUCUGCACCCGCAAGCAUAAACCUUUGCUGGAAGGAGUCAACGACUUCAUAAACCUUUACCAAGAUGACGCUCAAUUUUCGAUUACUUGGAUUACGCAUUUAGCACACGAACACCAUAACGCGCUAUUUGAGGUCGACAGCGAGUUUGCCGACUUUUUCAAGCGCAACCGCGAAAAUGUAAAGCGAAAAAACUCUGAUAUCAAGUGUGUUUUCAGUUCGACAACUCGUUCGUAUUUUUUAUGGCCGACCACGGACCAAAACACGGGGUAAUCCGCGAUGUAAUCGCUGGUUUUGUUGAGGACAAUAACCCAAUGUUAACAGUGAUUGUGCCAAAACAUCUCCGAAAGAAUCACGCGGCGCACGAGGUCAUUCGCUACAAUGCCAGACAAUUGGUCACCCAUCAUGAUGUCUAUGCAACAUUUAUCGACAUCUUGGAGGUCGGUAUCCGAAGGAAACGGUCGUUUGCCCUGGCGCAGAUCCCAACAGAGGGCACCAAAAAAAAGUUUUGCGACAUUUUGUCUUUCAAGCCGCAAAAGCAAGAUUCAAAUUGUCGCCAUUAACAAUGGCUGCCUUUCAGAACUUCCAAACCACUUCAACCCCUUACCAAUAUAACCCAGCAACUCACAGCACCGAUCUCGGCUCAUCCUUAAUACGGAGCCUUCCCCAACCCAGGAACUGCCACUCCCUGCGAAUCCCAUUCCUGUACUGUAUGUGCAAAAAGACGGUAAAACGAGAGCGGAACACAGCGGUUGGCAGGAAAAUUGCGCAACUCGCCAUUGACUCCAUGAACAACUACAUUGUCCAAAACAACCUGACAAACUAUUGCAUGCCAGUCAGUCUUCAUAAUAAUAGUGAAAUCGAAGUGGCCGAGUAUAAUAUUCGAGGGGUUAAUGGAGAGAAACUCGUCCAUGUGCUGUUCACCACAUUCCCGGCGGAUGUAAGGUUCUCGACGGAGGGUAGUGUAAGUUUUGAAGUAAACAUGGCGGUAUGUUUGCAUUACUAUCAGUCUGUUGGGAAAAUAGUGAGCACUCUGUCGCCUCAAAAAACGUGGGCGGGAAACAUUUUUCGUAUAUUUCGGGUUGCCGUGUGUUGCGACUUUUCAAACGGCGACGAGUUCAAGAUUCUUUGGUCCAUUUACAGGGGGGCCUGAUCGAGUGGCAAAAAACGUAGCAUUUUGCAUCCAGAAAGCAUCAAAAAAUAUGGCAAAAUACCUCCCUCGCCAAGUGAAAAAAACUCAGUUUUCAAAAACGCGCCCGAUCUUAUUGUGCGAAAAAAGGGCGCGCGCUUCAAAACGAAGUUUUUUCACUUGGAGAGGGAAGCAUUUUGCCACAUUUUUGAUACUUCCCGGAUGCCAAAUGGUACGUUUUUUGCCACUGGAUAUGUAGUCGUCUCGACUUGCCCGGAAACCGGGCUGCCCCGAGAACGACUACCUACAAAUUCACUGUUAAAUAUGUUCUUUCAGAUCGACGGCGACAAAGUGGCGCUAAUCGAUCAAAACUAUUUCCGCGUUACAAAAUACCCUGAGGCCGAGAUUGCUUAUCGGCGUGAAAACGGUCUGCCCCCAAACUACAAGCAUUUUUGCUAUUUCAAAGGCCUUUAUCAGAGUUUGUUAAACUAA
Molecule: messenger RNA, 3485 nt
Organism: Bursaphelenchus xylophilus (pine wood nematode)
Lineage: Eukaryota; Metazoa; Nematoda; Chromadorea; Rhabditida; Aphelenchoididae
Source: the annotation of a GenBank genome assembly